This is a messenger RNA of Hypoxylon trugodes, 2630 nucleotides long. RefSeq names its product PLP-dependent transferase. Bases 104 to 2482 code for a protein of 792 amino acids. The record is from RefSeq and is a predicted model, not a curated record. NCBI's taxonomy places the organism in Eukaryota, Fungi, Ascomycota, Sordariomycetes, Xylariales, Hypoxylaceae. Gene Ontology annotation, cellular component: mitochondrion. The transcript has 4 exons. Gene Ontology annotation, biological process: biotin biosynthetic process. Gene Ontology annotation, molecular function: S-adenosyl-L-methionine:8-amino-7-oxononanoate transaminase activity; dethiobiotin synthase activity; pyridoxal phosphate binding.
AUGGGAACAUUACCCUAGCACGUAAUUUAUACUUGAUCUAGAUCGAUCCCAUUUGAAUGACAUCGAGUAAUUUUGAAGUAUUGUAAAGCUCGUUAUUGUUUAAAUGGCGCCGACGCACCCUUUGCUUUGGCGCUCUCUUCGGGUCUUCCAAGUCUAUGGGGCAAACACUGACGUCGGCAAAACAAUAUUCACCACAGUUCUCUGUAAAGCCGCGAACAACGCUUCGAAAAAGGAACGAACGGCAUUCCUAAAACCUGUGUCAACAGGCCCAGAGGAUGGGGCCGAUGACCGUCAUAUUCAAAGGCAUGCGCCAGGGGUCGAUCGUGCGACGUUGCUGCAAUAUGAUCUUGCGAUAAGUCCGCACGCUGCGGCAAAGGGCAAGUCAAUACCCUCGAAUAAAGAGCUACUCUCCAAGAUAUAUAAUUUCGCAUUGCAAAGAGCGAACCAUAGCCCUGGAUGGCUUUUCAUCGAAACAGCCGGUGGCGUUCAUUCUCCGGGGCCAUCAGGGACCACCCAGGCAGACCUGUAUACCGCAUUACGAUGCCCGGUUAUACUCAUCGCGGAUUCCAAACUGGGAGGGAUCUCUUUGACUAUCUCAGCUUUAGAAUCUCUCAAGCUUCGCGGAUAUGACGUUGAGGCUAUUCUCGUGUUCCAGGACAAGGAAUAUGACAAUGAGCAAUACUUAAAGGAUUACUUCACGACCCACCAUGGUAUACUUGUCGCGUCUUUACCGGCACCUCCGCCUAAAGCGCAAAACGGAGACGCAGACGAGGAUAUAAUGUCGCAAUAUUACAGGUCAGGGGCCCAAAGUGAAGCCACUCGCAACAUUCUUAAGCAUUUAGAACGGAAACACCAGGCGCGUAUCGAGAGACUAGAGUCCAUGGCUGACAAUGCUUAUAAGCGAAUAUGGUAUCCAUUCACUCAACACAGCCUCGUUUCACCGGAUAGCAUUGUCGCAAUCGAUAGCGCCCGGGGCGAUUAUUUCCAAACCCUAGUGCCACGCCUUAGAGGAGCAACCGCCGAAAACGGACCCCUUUUACAGCCUUCUUUCGAUGGUUCUGCCUCUUGGUGGACUCAAGGGCUCGGCCAUGGAAAUCCUUCACUGACAAUGGCCGCAGCCUAUGCAGCGGGUCGCUAUGGCCAUGUCAUGUUUCCUGGGGCUGUUCAUGAGCCUGCAUUGGCUUUAGCAGAAACCCUUUUACGCGAGAUGAAGAAUUCUCGCCUCAGUCGCGUAUUUUAUUCGGAUAACGGCAGUACUGGUGUGGAAGUAGCAGUUAAGAUGGCACUGCGAGCGACCAGACUCCGAUACGGCUGGACCGCAAGUACGGAUAUCGGGAUUAUCGGAAUGAAGGGCGGAUACCAUGGUGACACCAUUGGCGCUAUGGAUUGUGCCGAACCAAGUACUUACAAUGAAAAUAUCGAGUGGUACAACGGCAGGGGUAUCUGGUUCAACUAUCCGAGCGUUAAAUGCACUCGUGGCCGAUGGGUCGUCGAAAUACCCGAUUCGCUAGGGAACGAUGUUAGGGGUUAUCAAGAAUUCGGAAGUCUAUCCGACAUAUUCGACAUUGAAUCGCGGGAGUCAAGGAACGAACAGAAAGCGUAUGAAAAGUACAUCGAGGGCGAGUUGUCACGCCACAUAAACGGCGGCCGAAAGUUUGGCGCCUUACUUAUAGAACCAGUAGUGAUUGGAGCCGGAGGCAUGGAGCUGGUCGACCCCCUCUUUCAACGUGCCCUCGUUAAUGUAGUCCGGCGUUCGGAAAACCUCUUUGGCUCGCAUGAUCAAUCGGAUACCUCAGACCCUACAUGCUGGACGGGUCUUCCCGUAAUAUUCGAUGAAGUCUUCACCGGAUUGUCUCGUCUCGGCAGAUUUACAGCGUCUUCUUUUCUUCAAAGCGAAGCUGACAUAUCCGUUCAUGCCAAGCUUCUAACUGGUGGCUUAGUACCACUCAGUACUACAUUAGCAUCCGAGAGCAUUUUCAAAGCCUUCGAAAGUGAUGAUAAAGCUGAUGCCUUGCUUCACGGACACAGCUACACAGCUCAUCCGAUAGGUUGCCAAGUUGCCUUGGAAUCGGUACGGCAGAUGCAAACGAUGGAGAAGCAAGGCGAAUGGAAUUGGGCUAAAGAAAACGACUGGUCGGGAUCUGUGAGUGGCCAGCUCAGUCCCACGAAACCUGAAGUGUGGACCAUUUGGCCCUGGGAGUUGUUGAACUGGAUCUCGAAUCAGACACAGCUUGUAGCGGGGACCUGGGCUCUCGGGAGUAUUCUAUCAAUCCAUAUGAACGCUGCAGAUGGUCUCGGAUAUAAGAGUAACGCGGCGCUAAAACUACAGAGCGGUCUACGUGAAGGUGAUAAAGAGAGGGUAUGGAACGUUCAUAGUCGAGUCUUGGGUAAUGUUCUGUAUAUUAUGGGAAGUCAAAAAACCACGAAGGAGGACAUUGUGGAAAUAGCGGGUAUGAUACGGCGCGUGUUGGCGUCGCAUUGAGAUCUGCUAAGCUAAAAGUACUAAGAGUACUUGUAAAAAAGAAAAGGAUGAAGAAAUUAAGAAUAUUGAAUGAAUUAACCGGAAAAGGGACGGAAAAUGUCGUCACCUGUAGCUUAUGUAAUAUGAUGACAUAAUAUGCGCACGGAUC